Phlebotomus papatasi is the source of this 2310-nucleotide messenger RNA. RefSeq names its product mediator of DNA damage checkpoint protein 1-like. NCBI's taxonomy places the organism in Eukaryota, Metazoa, Arthropoda, Insecta, Diptera, Psychodidae. Gene Ontology annotation, molecular function: nucleic acid binding. Bases 1 to 2310 code for a protein of 769 amino acids. The record is from RefSeq and is a predicted model, not a curated record. The transcript is spliced from 4 exons.
AUGAGGACAAUCUGGCACUUCAAUCCCGCAAGAUCCCCCCAUCAUGGAGGCCUCUAUGAAGCAGCUGUGAAAUCGUUGAAGCAUCAUCUUUUAAGAGAGAUUGGGCAAACUAUCCUUACAUACGAAGAAUUGUCAACUGUCACCUCACAGAUAGAAGCCAUAUUGAACAGCCGACCAAUUUCACCACUUUCCGAAGAUCCCAAUGAACUGACGGCCCUUACCCCUGGUCAUUUCUUGGUCGGUCGACCACUCAAUUCUAUUCCUGACUAUGACCUAACGGCCCUGUCUCCUCACACACUAACCAGGUGGCAACUAUGCCAAAAGGUGCUACAACACUUCUCCGACCGUUGGAGCCGAGAAUACUUACACACCCUUCAGACACGAUCAAAGUGGUCCGCAGCUCAUGACAAUCUCCAAAUUGGAGACAUCGUGAUGAUUUAUGAAAGGACUCCAUCGCAUUCAUCACCUUUGGGGAUAAUAGAAAAGUUGCACCCCGGUAAAGACGGGAAAUGCAGGGUGGUUACCGUUCGCACCGCAAGGGGAACUUUCACCCGUGCCAUCCAAAACAUUUCAAAGUUUCCCAUUGAGGGAUUACCACCCUCAGCACCGCCGGGGGAGCAUGUGACAGAACCCCCUCAGCCUAUCCAGAGGGACGCGAUUAACCAGAGACCAUCCACACAGGUGACAGAACCCCCUCAGCCUAUCCAGAGGGACGAGAUUAACCAGGGACCAUCCACACAGGUGACAGAACCCCCUCAGCCUAUCCAGAGGGACGAGAUUAACCAGGGACCAUCCACACAGGUGACAGAACUCCCUCAGCCUAUCCAGAGGGACGAGAUUAACCAGGGACCAUCCACACAGAUGACAGAACCCCCUCAGCCUAUCCAGAGGGACGAGAUUAACCAGGGACCAUCCACACAGGUGACAGAACCCCCUCAGCCUAUCCAGAGGGACGAGAUUAACCAGAGACCAUCCACACAGGUGACAGAACCCCCUCAGCCUAUUCAGAGGGACGAGAUUAACCAGAGACCAUCCACACAGGUGACAGAACCCCCUCAGCCUAUCCAGAGGGACGCGAUUAACCAGAGACCAUCCACACAGGUGACAGAACCCCCUCAGCCUAUCCAGAGGGACGAGAUUAACCAGGGACCAUCCACACAGGUGACAGAACCCCCUCAGCCUAUCCAGAGGGACGAGAUUAACCAGAGACCAUCCACACAGGUGACAGAACCCCCUCAGCCUAUCCAGAGGGACGAGAUUAACCAGAGACCAUCCACACAGGUGACAGAACCCCCUCAGCCUAUCCAGAGGGACGAGAUUAACCAGAGACCAUCCACACAGGUGACAGAACCCCCUAAGCCUAUCCAGAGGGACGAGAUUAACCAGGGACCAUCCACACAGAUGACAGAACCCCCUCAGCCUAUCCAGAGGGACGAGAUUAACCAGGGACCAUCCACACAGGUGACAGAACCCUCUCAGCCUAUUCAGAGGGACGAGAUUAACCAGAGACCAUCCACACAGGUGACAGAACCCCCUCAGCCUAUCCAGAGGGACGAGAUUAACCAGAGACCAUCCACACAGGUGACAGAACCCGCUCAGCCUAUCCAGAGGGACGAGAUUAACCAGGGACCAUCCACACAGGUGACAGAACCCCCUCAGCCUAUCCAGAGGGACGAGAUUAACCAGGGACCAUCCACACAGGUGACAGAACCCCCUCAGCCUAUCCAGAGGGACGAGAUUAACCAGGGACCAUCCACACAGGUGACAGAACCCCCUCAGCCUAUCCAGAGAGACGAGACUAACCAGAGACCAUCCACACAGGUGACAGAACCCCCUCAGCCUAUCCAGAGGGACGAGAUUAACCAGAGACCAUCCACACAGGUGACAGAACCCCCUCAGCCUAUCCAGAGGGACGAGAUUAACCAGAGACCAUCCACACAGGUGACAGAACCCCCUCAGCCUAUCCAGAGGGACGAGACUAACCAGAGACCAUCCAUACAGGUGACAGAACCCCCUCAGCCUAUCCAGAGGGACGAGAUUAACCAGAGACCAUCCACACAGGUGACAGAACCCCCUCAGCCUAUCCAGAGGGACGAGAUUAACCAGAGACCAUCCACACAGGUGACAGAACCCCCUCAGCCUAUCCAGAGGGACGAGAUUAACCAGGGACCAUCCACACAGAUGACAGAACCCCCUAAGCCUAUCCAGAUGGACGAGAUUAACCAGAGACCAUCCACACAGUUGAUGAGGAUGAAGACAUUGUACAGAAUGUAUGAAUUAAUUAUUCCCGGACAGUCCCUGAGUCUCUAA